AUGGGGUUUUUCAAAACUUUGUCGGGGCAGCUCCAGGGAACCAAGUUGAUGUUUAAUUUCCUCUUCCAUGGUUUUCACGUUGGAUUAUUUGCUUUGGGAUGGUACAAGCAAGCGGCUGACCCUAGACUCGCGGCUCUAAAUUCUCUCACAUUCUCAGUAUGGAUAUCUAGAGGUGCUGGUCUGGUAUUGUCGGUGGAUGUUGCAAUGAUCUUAUUACCGAUGUGUCGCAACAUCUUGAAAUAUAUUAGGCCGAAGGUCAAAUUCCUGCCGCUCGAUGAGUCUCAAUGGUUUCAUCGACAAGUAGCAUACUCGCUGCUAUUCUGGACUAUAGUCCACGUAGCUGCUCACUAUGUCAAUUUCUUCAAUGUCGAAAAGACUCAAAUUCGGCCAGUCACUGCAAUUCAGAUUCACUAUACCGAAGCUGGUGGCAUUACUGGUCACAUUAUGUUGUUAUGCAUGAUGCUGAUGUAUACUACUGCUCAUGCUAAGAUUAGACAACAAUCUUUCGAGACAUUCUGGUACACCCAUCAUUUGUUCAUCCCAUUUUUGCUCGCGAUAUAUACUCAUGCUACUGGGUGUUUCGUUCGUGAUACCGCGGAUCCUUUCUCUCCAUUUGCUGGCGAGAACUUCUGGGCACAUUGCUUAGGAUAUGAAGGAUGGCGUUGGGAACUUUGGGGUGGUGGACUCUACUUCUGUGAGCGUGUGUAUCGUGAGAUUAGAAGUAGAAGAGAAACUCAGAUCGUUCGAGUCGUUCGUCAUCCAUAUGAUGCAAUGGAAAUCCAAUUCCGAAAGCCAUCGAUGAAGUACAAGGCAGGACAAUGGCUCUUUCUCAAUGUUCCCUCUGUUUCUCGCGAACAAUGGCAUCCGUUUACCAUUACAUCUUGCCCAUUCGAUCCCUAUGUUUCCAUCCACAUCCGGCAAGUCGGCGACUUCACUCGCACUCUAGGAGACGCCCUCGGAGCCGGAGCCGCUCAAGCCAAACUGUACGACGGAGUCGACCCCAAUGGCAUGUACGAAGUAGCCCUCGAAAACGGCCAAAAGAUGCCCGAAAUCCGAGUAGAUGGACCCUACGGUGCCCCCGCCGAAGAUGUCUUCGAAAACGAAGUCGCCGUUCUCAUCGGUACCGGUAUUGGUGUAACACCAUGGGCAUCCAUCCUCAAAAAUAUCUGGCAUCUCCGUCACGGAACUAAUCCCCCCGAGCGUCUUCGCCGCGUCGAAUUUAUCUGGGUCUGCAAAGAUACAACUUCCUUUGAAUGGUUUCAAGUCCUCCUCUCAUCUCUCGAAGCGCAAUCCCAAGAAGCGGCUGCGCAACCCGGAAACAGUGGGCAAGAAUUCUUGCGUAUCCAUACAUACCUCACCCAAAAAUUGGAUAUCGAUACAGCGCAGAAUAUCGUGUUGAACAGUGUAGGAGCCGAUGUCGAUCCGUUGACGGAAUUAAAAUCUCGGACGAAUUUCGGGAGACCAGAUUUCACCAAGUUGUUUGAGGAUAUGAGGGAUGGGAUUAUGGACAAAACUUAUUUGUCAGGGCUGGAGGGCGAUUUCAAAACUAAUGUGGGAGUCUACUUUUGUGGACCAAACGUAGCAGCGCGCUCAAUCAAAAAAGCAUGCAAGAGUGCCACGACUCGCGAUGUCAAUUUCUCGUUCUGGAAAGAACAUUUCUAG
Molecule: messenger RNA, 1662 nt
Organism: Sclerotinia borealis F-4128
Lineage: Eukaryota; Fungi; Ascomycota; Leotiomycetes; Helotiales; Sclerotiniaceae
Source: the annotation of a GenBank genome assembly